CUUGACUUUGCUCUCGCACUACAGUCCAACAGGUAGGUGGCAUGUUGUUCCCGACCGAAGUCUGUGAAGUCAAUGUCAUAGUCGUGCAGCCAGAAUGUCACUCCGUCAUGCCCGACUCUUUGAAGCAGCGGGACGACUUUCGACCGUGGUCGUGUUGAUCACUGGGCCAUACUGCAUUUGCAGUGGAAGUCUACAUCUCAAGCAAUGAUGGAUAAAAGGCGGGCUCAUCAUCAUGUAUCGUGACAUUUAUGUUCACACAUCACUACACGACAAUUAACAGCGUUCUCAUCAACCACCCACAACAAAAGCUCUCUUCAUCGACAUGGCAAGCCAGAAGACAGGCCCACCCUAUGCUUCCCCCAUUGCCUCUAUUGGAGGCAUUCCAACGGUUGGAGUUGAUGUCGCAAUAUGUAGCGUCUUCAUCUUUCUGUUUGUCGUUGCGGCGGCAGGUCACAUGACCAUCUUCGUGAAAAAUCGAAAACGAGGGCAUAAAUUUCUCAUGAGUGGUGCCAUGUAUGGCUUUUGCUUAGCGCGGAUAGCAACGAUGGUGAUGGUGCGUUCCUUGAUCACUCUUCGCAUGCGUCAAACCUCUCUGAUGUUAUUUUAGCGCAUCGUUUGGGCUGUCUACCCUGACGACGUCCAAGUCGCUAUGGCAGCUCAGAUUUUGGUGUCUGCAGGCGUCAUCAUCCUGUUCAUCAUCAACCUCAUCUUCGCCCAGCGCAUCAUCCGUGCAGCACACCCCAACUUCGGCUGGCAGAAAACUGUGUCGGUGGCCUUCAAAGUCGUCGACGGUCUAAUCGUGGUCAUGCUUGCGAUCGUCAUCACGGGGACUGUCCAGUCAUACUACACUCUAAACCCCGAUAUUAAAAGAGUGGACCGAGACCUACAAAUGACUGCCGGGACAUAUCUGAUGUUUGUUUCCUUCCUGCCAAUUCCGUUAGUGGUCUUUACUCUCAUCGUUCCACGGAAAACGAGACUUGAAAAGUUUGGCUCCGGGCGGUGGCGAUCCAAGAUUACCAUUCUACUCGUGUCGGCGGUGUUGCUCUGCCUCGGUGCCUCCUUCCGAGCCGGUACCUCAUACCGCAACCCUCGACCUCGGACCUCGCCCGCGUGGUAUCACGCAAAGUGGUGCUUCUACUUUUUCAACUUUGUUAUUGAAACAGUGGUGGUCUACCUUUAUCUCCUUCUGAGGGUUGAUAGACGCUUUCACAUUCCCAACGGCAGCAAAGGUCCAGGCGACUACAGCGGCGAUGCUCAUUCUGAGCCCGGUGUCCCUGCCACCAGACAUUCUCGUUUCAGCAUGGGCAGCACCCACCGCGUUCUGACUGAAGAGGAAGUAUUCGACGAUGAGAUGCCGAUUGGGGACGAGAAGUCGACAGAGGGGCAAGUGUGAACGAGGAAUGAACGAAACGGGUGAUGAUUGUACGACCUUGAUAGAUCCAAAGACAUAUCUGUAAUAUUAGCUGUUCGAUAGAUUGAAUGAUUACUAUGCAACGUUUCA
Exophiala mesophila is the source of this 1501-nucleotide messenger RNA. RefSeq lists its product as hypothetical. The transcript is spliced from 2 exons. The coding region runs from base 650 to 1393 and encodes 247 amino acids. The record is from RefSeq and is a predicted model, not a curated record. Lineage: Eukaryota; Fungi; Ascomycota; Eurotiomycetes; Chaetothyriales; Herpotrichiellaceae.